UUAAUGAACAGUUGACUGUCUGUCUGUCUGUUAGCAAAAUUCGUACAAAGGUUUACUAGGCACGCACGAGGGCGCCGUGGCAAGCCACCCCACAUUAUUAGGCUUGCACCAUGACGACGAUGUGCCGCGGUGGCAUAUAUAACACGGCGACAACUACAUCUAGCUGCAUGGUUGAGGAGAAAUGGCGGGAGCCCACACGUUCAUCUUCCCCAACUUCCUCUCGCUCUUCUUCCAUGGUGGCUGUGGGGCCGCAUUGCCGCCACCGCACCCCUCCGACGUCCUUGUCCACAAGCGGGCGCCUCCCUCGGCGCGGCUCACCGACGCAACCGCGCUGGUCGUCGACGUCGACGGCGGCUUGCUCCUCUCCUCGGGCUCCCUCUUCCCCUACUUCAUGCUGGUCGCCAUCGAGGCCGGCGGCUUGCUCAGGGGCCUCCUCCUGCUCCUCCUCUACCCUUUCAUCGCCUUCAUCGGCGGCGACAUGGCCGUGAGGGCGAUGGCCUUCGUCGCCUUCUGCGGGCUCCGCGCCACGAGGUUCCGCGCUGGCCGUGCCGUGUUGCCGCGGUGGCUCCUCGAGGACGUCGGUCUCGAGGCGUUCGACGCCGUGCGGCGGCAGGCAUCUGGCGCUGCCGGUAGGAGGGCGGCGGUGGUGUGGGCCAGCAGGAUGCCGAGGGUGAUGGUGGAGCCGUUCUUGAAAGAGUACCUGGAGGCUGACGUGGCCGAUGUCGUCGCGGCGAGGGAGAUGAAGGUGCUGUGGGGGCUCUAUACGGGACUCAUGGAGGAAGGGGACGGCGAGGCGGCGUCCGAGGCGAGGAAGAAGAUCAUGGAGGGCGCCAUCGGCGAUGAUGUCGUGGGCUUCUCCGGAGGAUCCAUGGAAUUUCUUUGCAACAACACUCUGUCGUCCUCGUGCAAGGAGGUGUACGUGGUGAGCGCCGAGGAGAAGAGCAAGUGGCGGCCAUUGCCGCGGCACGAGUACCCGAGGCCGCUCGUCUUCCACGAUGGCCGCCUCGCCUUCCUUCCGACGCCGCUCGCUACCGUCGCCAUGCUCGUGUGGCUCCCCUUGGGCGCCGCCCUCGCGGUGACCCGCAUCGCCGUCGCGAUGGCGCUCCCAUACAAGUACGCCACGCUGAUCCUCGCCGCCACCGGCCAGUCGUGGCGCCUCCGCGGCUCGCCGCCGCCGCCGCCGUCGUCGCGCGGGCAGCUCUACGUGUGCAACCACCGGACGCUCAUCGACCCCGUGUACGUGUCCAUCGCGCUGGACCGCCCCGUGCGCGCCGUGUCCUACAGCCUGAGCCGCCUCUCGGAGCUCAUCUCCCCCAUCGGCCGCACCGUGCACCUCGCCAGGGACCGCGCCCACGACGGCGCCGCCAUGGCGCGCCUCCUGGCCGGGGGAGCGCACGUCGUGGUCUGCCCCGAGGGCACCACCUGCCGCGAGCCGUACCUGCUCCGCUUCAGCCCGCUGUUCGCCGAGCUCAGCGGCGGCGGCGUCGUGCCCGUGGCGCUCGCCGUCGAGACGGCCAUGUUCCAUGGCACCACGGCGGGCGGCUGGAAGUCCAUGGACGCGCUCUACUACCUGGCCAACCCCAGGAUGUGCUACACGGUGGAGUUCCUCGGCAGGGUCGACACGGCGCCCGUCAGGGACGGCGGCGCCGCGAGCACGGACGUGGCCAACCGCGUGCAGCGGCUGAUGGCGGCGUCGCUCGGGUACGAGUGCACCAUGCUCACCAGGAAGGACAAGUAUCUGAUGCUCGCCGGCAACGACGGCGUGGUGCGCGCAAAAGGGGCAGCGUGCUAGUGACCGUGACGGAAAAAGAAUUAGAUGCAAGCGUCGAAAAAAAAGGAAAAAAAAAUAGAGAGAGACAGGACAAAUUUGAGAACGAGAGCUUGCUACAGCAAUAUGUACUCUGUAAAGUUGUAGACUACCAGUCCCUCUGUUAAAGAUAUAUAUACUCUUAAAGUUUUUGCA
Aegilops tauschii subsp. strangulata is the source of this 1963-nucleotide messenger RNA. Its product is annotated as probable glycerol-3-phosphate acyltransferase 3. Gene Ontology annotation, cellular component: membrane. Gene Ontology annotation, biological process: cutin biosynthetic process. The record is from RefSeq and is a predicted model, not a curated record. Lineage: Eukaryota; Viridiplantae; Streptophyta; Magnoliopsida; Poales; Poaceae. Gene Ontology annotation, molecular function: glycerol-3-phosphate 2-O-acyltransferase activity; phosphatase activity.